AUGAGGUGGCUCAACAGUCUGUGGCCUGGAGAGUUCAGGUGGCUUAUACCUCUGACAAGGCUGGGUUACCAACGGCCGCUGCAAGAGGAAGAUUUAUAUGCCUGUCGUGAUGAGGAUGACAGUCGUGUAUUGGGUGAUACCCUCCAUAGGGAAUGGGAGAAAGAGUGCCAGGAAAGCAAGACAAAUAAGAGGAAACCCAAAUUUUACAAGGCAGUUUUGAGGUGUUUCAGACACUCCAUCAUCACAGCAAGUGUUGUUGCAGGCAUUCAGGAAUUUUUUAUAAAGAUUGGGCAACCAUUGCUCCUUGUGGAGUUAAUUCGCUAUUUUUCCGGAAAAGAAGGCUACACAGAUGUCCAUGGUUGGAUCUAUUCCUCUGGCAUUGGAGUUCUUUCUCUUAUUUAUGUUUUCACACAUUUUGUUUAUGGGUGGAUAACUGACAUAUAUGGGAUGCAAAUCAGGAUAGCAUGCAGCACCCUUGUCUACAGAAAGAUGCUGCGAGUGAGCACAAGAGCAGCAAGCAAGACACCAGUUGGACAGAUGGUGAACAUGUUCUCCAAUGAUGUAGGCUAUUUUGAUACAUGUUCUUCUUUCUUGUGCUAUGCUUGGAUUGCACCUAUUCAGGGAAUUAUUGCUCUGGGAAUUUUGGCAAGUGAGCUGGGGCCAUCCUGCCUGCCUGGCUUUGUAUUGCUUGUAUUUCUGUUCCCAAUACAGAGUCUUAUUGGCAAGGGUUUCUCAAAGGUGAGGCUGGCCACUGCCAAACAGACAGAUAAGCGGGUGCGACUCAUGCUUGAAUUUAUCAAUUCCAUACGGGCAAUCAAGAUGUUUACCUGGGAGAAACUCUUCAUUGAUUUUUUGGAAACUGCAAGGAAGUAUGAACUGGAAGAGAUAAGAAAAAAAAAUGUGCUUCAGUCCCUCAAUGCAUCCAUCUUUAAUACACUGACAAAAGUAAUGGUUUUUCUGUGUCUGGUUACAUAUGUGUUGCUGGGCUUCCCAUUUCAAGCAGAAAAGGUGUAUCUGACAGUUACCCUAAUCACCAGUGUUCAUAAUUCACUUGCUGUGUACUUUCCUAUGGCUGUGAUUGGAGCUGCAGAAUUUUAUAUGUCCUGUCUUAGAUUGCAGAGUAAGCUGGAGAUGGAGGAGAAAGAUAUCACUGGAUUUAUUCAACAUAUAAAGCCUCAUUCAAAACCUAAGGACUGUCGCUUGACUGUGUAUGAAGUGACAGCCAGAUGGAACUGUGUAGCCAAGGAAAACAUCAUAAGUAAUGUGUCAUGUUCAGUGAAAGCUGGAGAUCUGCUGGCCAUUGUUGGUCUUGUUGGAUCAGGAAAGACCUCAUUUCUGAAUGUCAUCCUGGGAGAGCUUCCUGCUCAUGUUGGGAGGGUCUUUGUCCAAGGCAAGAUAAGCUACGCCUCCCAGGAGCCAUGGGUGUUCUCUGGCACUGUGCGGGAGAAUGUUGUCUUUUGUCAGCCAUUUAAUGAAAAGAAAUACCUGGAGGUUAUUAAAGUAUGUGCCUUAGAGCAGGACCUAAAGGAGUUGCCGAAUGGAGACUUCAGUCUGGUGGGGGAACACGGCACAGCCCUCAGUGGUGGGCAGAAAGCACGGGUCAACUUGGCCAGAGCCAUAUACAAUGAUGCUGAUAUAUACCUGCUCGAUGACCCACUGAGUGCUGUUGAUACCCGUGUGGGUCGUCAUAUUUUUGAUAAGUGCAUUAUGAAGUACUUGAGGCACAAAGUAAGGAUCUUGGUGACCCACCAGGUCCAGUAUCUUAAAGAAGCCUCCAAGAUUCUCGUCUUGAAAGAAGGACACGUACAUGCAUAUGGGGCAUAUACACAACUGGUGAAUAGUGGCAUUGACAUUGGAUCUUUGGUAAAAGAAAAGGAGAAUACCUCAAUAUUAUCUGAAGAAGGAGUUGUAAAGUCUAAGCAAGACAAUAACAACAUUGAAAGUCAAAAGAUAACUGCCAGCCAUGCAGAACAGAAACAGAACUUCACAGCUCCUUUGACCAAUGGUGUACCUCAUGAAUGUUCCAAACAGAUUGGUUGUUCAAAUAAGGAAAUUAAGUAUGAUGAAGAGGACAGACUAAGUGGAUCAGUCAAUGCUGCUUCCUUCACUAAAUACUUUAAGGCUGGUCUCGGCUGGCCCUUCCUUAUCUUCUUCCUGCCCAUGAAUUCCAUUGUGCUAAUCAUGACUUUAGGAUCAGAUUAUUUCCUUUCAUACUGGACAAAUAAGGAACAACUCAUUGCUGAGUCUAUGAUGAACAUGUCAGAGUCAAACACAGUAGAAGAAACAAACUCUUCAUUUAUUGAUGUCACUCCCUCUGAUGACUUGCUAGAUAGAACACUCAAUAUAUACAUAUAUUCAGGUUUGGUUAUUGGAAUGUUUGUGGGUGUGUUUCUUCGAUCAUUUUUUUUCUUCUGGGCCUGCAUUAUGUCUUCACGGGGCCUACACAAGAACACAUUAUGGGCUGUUAUUAGAUGCCCCAUGAAGUAUUUUGAUUUUCGACCUGCAGGUCAGAUUCUGAACAGAUUUUCAAAGGAUCUUAGUGUAGUUGAUGAAAAACUCCCUAAAGAGCUGUUGGAUUCUUUGAAUAUUGUGCUAUCUGUGGUGGGCCUGCUUGCAUUAGUUGCUUCAACCAAUCUUUGGCUACUGGUGCCUGCAGUACUCUUCAUGGUCUUUCUUGUUGCCCUCCGAUGCAUAUGCCUCCCCAUAUUGUGUGACCUCAAGCGUAUCGAAUCAAUUGCCCGCAGCCCUGUGCUUACCCACCUGAGUGUCUCACUGCAGGGCCUCAUCACAGUGCGAGCCUUUGAGUCACAGGAUUUCUUCAUGAAUCAGUUUGAUGAGUUGCAAAACUUUCAUACUUCAGUCUGGUUCAUACUUUCAGCCUUGAAGAGAGGUUUUGUUUUUUCUUUGGACACUAUAUCGGCCAUCUAUAUCUGCUUUGUUUCCCUCAGCUUCAUGGGCUCUCAAAAUACCCUUGUAGGAAAUCUUGGCCUGGCUAUAUCCUCAGCCUUGAGCCUGUCAGGUAUGCUUUUCUGGGGUGUAUAUCAGACAACUGAGGUGCAAAAUCAGCUGAUUUCAGUUGAGCGUCUGCUGGAGUACUGUGAUUUGGAACCUGAAGCACCAUGGGAAAUUGAAGGUAAAACUCCGAAUACUGAAUGGCCAGAACAUGGCAUCAUUUCCUAUGAAGAUGUCUCCCUGCAGUACAGUGAAUAUGAAGCACCCGUAUUGAAAAACCUCACUUUCUGUAUUAAAGGAAGUGAAAAGGUGGGCAUUGUAGGACGGACAGGAGCUGGAAAGUCUUCUCUGGUAUCCUCUUUGUUCCGCCUCACUGAGCCAAGUGGUAAUAUUCGCAUUGACAGCGUUAAUGUAAAGGAGUUGGGCCUCCGUGAUGUGCGAGGACAUCUCUCUAUUAUCCCUCAGGAUCCUGUGCUCUUCUCAGCCUCUGUGCGAAUAAACCUGGAUCCCUAUAACCAAAUUUCAGAUGAGAAACUGUGGACUGUUCUAGAAGAGGUUCAGAUGAAGAAUAUAGUACACCAGAUGAAUGGUGGCCUUGAUGCUUGUCUUGCAGAGGGUGGGACUAACCUCAGUGUUGGUCAGAGGCAGUUGUUGUGUUUGGCACGAGCCAUACUCAAGCACAGCAAAAUUCUUGUUCUUGAUGAAGCAUCAGCCAAUAUAGAUCUGAGGACUGAUGAGCUGAUUCAGGAACUUAUCCGCACCAAGUUCCAUGACUGUACAGUGCUGACUGUUGCUCAUCGACUGCAGACCAUUAUAGACAGUGACCGUGUUAUGGUGCUUCAGGCUGGCCACCUCAAAGAGUUUGAUGAGCCACACAUUUUGCUGCAGAACAAGAAUUCAUUGUUCUUCAACAUGGUCCAGCAGAUGGGACAGAACACCAGCCACCAGUUGCAGCAGAUUGCAGAAUAUGCCUAUCUACAAAAGCGAACUUCCUUGGGCAAACUGAAAGAUGAGUCUCAAUGAACGAACAACUGAAGCUCUUUUAACUUCAAGAAAAUGCUUGAAGUUAUACAAAGCCAUACAGUUAAGAAACAUUUACCAAAUGAAAAAUUUAUGCACAGUAUAUGAUUAAUUAUAUGAUAUGUCAUUAUUUGUAAGAGUAUAUUCUGCAUUGGCUACUGAGCAUCCCUGUCUCAGGGAUUCCCCUUCUGGUUUGUCACCAGCCUUUUGUCCCACAAUGUAUCUUUAUAGAUAUUUAUAUCCUGGUUGUUCAUUGAUGUGCGCACACUACAUGUAUGGUGAGAGAGAGAGAGAGAGAGAGAGAGAGGUGGGGGGAUUGAUUGAUUGACUGGUUGAUUUGGUUUAUGGCACAGAGAAAGGGAGAAUAACAGCAAGAGUUGAUAAUUACUCAGUUAGAACCAUGCAGAGAAAGGGAGAAUAACAACAGGAGUUGAUAGUUACUCAGUGAGAAGCAUGCAGUAUUGUCUAUGACAUAGUCAUCAUUGAAAAGCAAAAUUACAAAAAUUGAAUCAUGGAUUACAGGGAAUGAGUGCAUUGCCAACACUGCAUCAAUGCACAUAUUAAAUUGAUUGAAGGAUAGACAUAAAAUACAUAUAUCCAAUGACAGAUGUUUUCUCACAUUCACCAUUCCUUUGUGUUAUUUAACCCUUUACAAUGUUACAACACUAUAAAUUAAUUUCUUACA
This is a messenger RNA of Scylla paramamosain (green mud crab), 4657 nucleotides long. RefSeq names its product ATP-binding cassette sub-family C member 4-like. Gene Ontology annotation, cellular component: membrane. Bases 1 to 3975 code for a protein of 1324 amino acids. Gene Ontology annotation, molecular function: ABC-type transporter activity; ATP binding; ATP hydrolysis activity. Lineage: Eukaryota; Metazoa; Arthropoda; Malacostraca; Decapoda; Portunidae. The record is from RefSeq and is a predicted model, not a curated record. Gene Ontology annotation, biological process: transmembrane transport. The transcript has 31 exons.